UCAGCGAGUGGACCAAUCACUGGAAUAUAGUAUUAUUGUUAUUAUUAUAUUUCAUGGUUUAAGCACUCGUUGACUGAAAUCAACACUCAACACGCGGCCGACAGUCCACAAAUUUUGAAAUCUCAACGACCGUAUAGGAACGAAUCUGCUAAACACGCCACAAAACGAUGGUCAAAUUCGUAAUUGAAGAUUCAUUGAGAUCGUACUGUAGAGUAUUGUAUAAAACGUGAUUGAAAGAAAUGAGCCAAUUUAUAAACAUACAAGUUGGACAGUGCGGAAACCAGAUAGGCUCUGCUUUCUGGCCAUUGGUAUUGAAUGAGUAUGGAAUUCAGACAAUGAGCAAUGGCAUGGACUUAUUGAGGAUGCAAAAAGAUCAUGUCAAAAAUACAAAAGACCUCUCCGAUGCGUUCCAUAGUUUUUUUCAUGUUCCUGAAAGUGUGGGAGACUUGUCAUUUAAAACAAUAUAUGAUUUGAAUGCUGCAAAAGUUAAGGCGCGGGCUGUUCUUAUUGAUAUGGAAGAUAGUGUGGUAUCUCGGUUCAAACAAGGACCUUUGAGAGGGAUAUUUGAUCAGAGUUGUUCCAUCACAAGUUAUCCAGGAUCUGGAAAUAAUUGGGCAGUUGGUUAUCAUGCACAUGGUACAGAAUAUCGAAAUCAAAUUGAUGAAACUAUAAGGCGGGUCGCGGAAAAAUGUGAUUCUCUUCAUGGAUUUUUGAUAACACAUUCGGUCGGUGGUGGUACUGGUUCGGGCCUCGGUACUGCAACUUUAUCUUUCUUGCAGGAUAGUUACCCUCACGUUGACAGAUUUGCAUCCUGCGUCUUUCCAGCUGGCUCUGAAGACGUUGUGACAGCACCGUAUAAUGUAAUUUUAGCAACGAGGGAGCUUAUAGAUCAUGCUACCUGUGUAUUUCCAGCUGAAAAUAAGGCGCUUUUGGAGAUCUGUAAUGCACAAAUGCUCAAGAGAGAAAACGCUGAUCAAGCUUUAUAUAAUGGUACCUGUCGACCUUUUCAGGACAUGAAUAGCAUUAUUGUUAAUAUGCUUUUACAUUUGACAAGUGGUUCAAGAUUUCCUGGUAGUUUAAAUAUGGAUAUGAACGAAUUAGCGACCAAUCUAGUUGCUUAUCCCACCCUGCAUUUUGUAUUCAGCAGUGUUAGUCCAGUUGCUUUAACUGCGUCAACAAUGACGACUAUCCCUGGCACAAAAAUGCAGGAUGAGCUGUUUAUAGAUGCCUGGUCUAGAAGUAAUCAAUUACUAAAAGCAGAUCCCUUCAGUCCGGGAUCUGUGAUUUUGGGGGCUGCUCAUAUCGCACGUGGUACUACUUCAUUGACUGACAUGAGGAGAAAUAUUAGAAAAUUUCAGAACAAAGCUAAAUUCACGGCAUGGAGUAAAGAAGCCAUGAAAAUUGGGUUGUGCUGUGUACCACCUUUUGGACACACUGCAUCACUUUUAUGCCUUUUAAAUUCAACAGCAAUGUCGCGUAUGUUUGAAACUAUUGUGCGACAGUUUGAUAAACUUUACAGCAGGAAGGCCCACAUACACCAUUACUUAACGGUGAAUGGUUUUGAAAAUGAACAUUUCAUCGAGAGCAGGGAAUCUACAUUGAACAUCGUAAAACGGUAUCAAGAACUGCAAGGGCAGCAGCCAAUAAAAGUUCCUCGACUGCACUUGAAAUAAACUGCCUGUGGAUUAAGAAUAAUAAAAAUCUGCUCAAUUUUGAAUAAAAGUUAUCAAUAAAAUCUGUAUGUAGC
Messenger RNA from Athalia rosae (coleseed sawfly), 1747 nucleotides. Its product is annotated as tubulin epsilon chain-like. The transcript is spliced from 10 exons. Gene Ontology annotation, biological process: microtubule cytoskeleton organization; mitotic cell cycle. NCBI's taxonomy places the organism in Eukaryota, Metazoa, Arthropoda, Insecta, Hymenoptera, Athaliidae. Gene Ontology annotation, molecular function: GTP binding; structural constituent of cytoskeleton. The record is from RefSeq and is a predicted model, not a curated record. Gene Ontology annotation, cellular component: microtubule; cytoplasm. Bases 240 to 1673 code for a protein of 477 amino acids.